Molecule: messenger RNA, 2889 nt
Organism: Xenia sp. Carnegie-2017
Lineage: Eukaryota; Metazoa; Cnidaria; Anthozoa; Malacalcyonacea; Xeniidae
Product: zinc finger protein 431-like
Exons: 13
Coding region: 125-2767 (880 amino acids)
Biological process (GO): regulation of transcription by RNA polymerase II
Cellular component (GO): nucleus
Molecular function (GO): DNA-binding transcription factor activity, RNA polymerase II-specific; RNA polymerase II cis-regulatory region sequence-specific DNA binding
Source: RefSeq, a predicted model, not a curated record
GCCACCCAUUCCUCAGCUCGAUCUGGCAUGAUAUGCAUCGACGGAAUCGCACUGCGCUAGGACACGGAAUCAUAUUCCAACAUCAGAAGAAGACAUCGAAACUGUCGCGACUUUUCACCUCAAAAUGGUCCGCACAAAGAGCUUGAAUGCUUCUUUCGGAAGAAAGAGGCGUAUUGAAGGAAUUGUGAUGAACUUGUGUGCGAAAUCCGACUCAUUGCUGAACAAGUUUGAUGAAAAUCGGACGGAACCCAUCUCAACAAGUUCGGGGACGUAUGAAAGAUCAGAGAGCUUGCAUAAGGAAGACCGCGGCAGUCUUUUACGACCCGAUCAAUGUCCUGUCACAGACUCUAUGAUAAAUGUCAGAAGUCAGAAUUUCCAAGCCACAUACCAGCUUCCAGAAAAUCUUCAGUUUUAUGGUGUUGCAGCAUCCAAGCAGUUGUUUCGAGGACAAACAUUUGGUCCAUUCUCCGGCAGCAUUUCACCAACUGUAGAUCCCAGUCUUCUCAACUACUCAUAUAUCUCUCAAAUUCCGGAUGUGGAAGGUAAUGAUCACUGCUUGAAUUUGUACAAAGAAGGCUUUGAUUCGUCCAAGUGGCUGAACUGCUUGGAAAGGCGUACAAGUGAUCUUGCCUACAAUAUCGUUGCGUACAACACACCACGUGGUAUUGUGUUACAAACCACGUGCGAUACUGUUGCUGGUCAACCAUUAUGUAUUGCCUACGACAAGGGAUUUGAUAUCACUCAAACGUCCCGAACAUCGAAUGAAAAUGUCCAAGUUCCCAAGAAAGACCUGCCUUCUAAAACAUGCAAUGGUGAAUCAUUUGUGAACUUGCGAUCAACUAUUAGCCCGGACUUUCUUUCAAGGAUUCACGGACAGCAAAUUACCAGCUAUGACGUCGACAUGACGAAUCAUCACGAUGACAACGAAAUGGUUGGCAUGGAAGUCAAUAGUGAUUCGUCCGAAGAUAUGAAGAAUGCGUAUAACGUAAUGACGGCGGAUGUUUCAGAAACAUAUUAUCCAUCAAAUGACGACUUACGGAAUUCUCGUUCAAAUGAUUUCACUCAUAUUGUUUCUACUGAAGACAAACUUAAUGAGGAUGAUUCUAAAAAGAAGACGUUUAAAUGCAGUAGCUGUAGAAGUACCUUUGACACAGCAGAAGAACGGCACAGUCACAUGGAGACAGCUCAUUCGGCUGAAUGUCCUAUCUGCAAAAAAGUGUACACAAGCUCAUACUUAAAAGAACACAUGACAUUUCAUAAUGAAUCAUCUCGUGUCACGUGCAACAUCUGCUCCAAGGUUUUCUCCAGUAUAAGUAAUCUACGCAAACAUCAAAAGAAACACGAAAAGAAUGGCUAUCCUCCAAUCGAGAAGAAGCGCUUGUACAAGUGUUCGGAAUGCAUCGAAACGUUUUUGAACGAGAAAGACCUGGAGGUACAUCGUAGUACACAUGUGGGUAUUGUGCCAAUCAAGUGUAAUGAUUGUGGUGAAGUUUUUGCCCAGAAAAAUAUGUUGCGUCGACAUCAUGCUGUUGUUCAUAAAGGCAUUCGACCAUUCAGCUGCAACUACUGUGAAAAAACAUUCACACAAAGAGGUAAUCUAGCUCGCCAUUGCAAACAAGCUCAUUCGGACAAAACCGCAGAAGAUGCACGUAAUAACAAGGAGAAGUUCGUGUGUCGCCGUCGUGGCUGUAAUCAGGGCUCUUUCUCAAGUCGAGAACUAUACAUUCAACAUAUUCAAGAACACUCGGGUAAUGAUCGGAUAUACUCGUGUGACGAUUGCUCCUACGUAUUUUCCAGUUCUGGUAAUCUCAGUAAGCACCGGAAGACGUUCCACGGCAACUGCACGAUGGUAAAAUCUAGCUAUGUUCAAAAUGAUACGUUCGAAGGCCAUCCAACGAUGUCUUCUAUGCCUACGGAUGGCGGCGAUGAAGAGAAAUACGAGUGUACUCAAUGUGAGCGCGUUUUUCAAAGUGAAUAUCAAUAUACUAAACAUAUGAGUGCUCACAAAAACAAGAAGAAGGAUAUGAACAAGUGUGAAAAUUGUGGCAAGAUAUUUAUGACGCGUUCGGGUCUCUCCAAGCAUUUGCGGUACUUAAGAUGUGUGAUCAAGAAAGAGGAGAUGCAUUUAUCGACUUAUGAAAACGUUGACAGCGUUGCUGUUCCAUCUGAAAAUUUAUUACAACAAGAUACAUCCACUCUCCUCCGAGAGGAUAGGCCACAAAGGACUGCAAAAGAAACAACAUUCGUCAAAGACACAAACGUCGACCAACCAUUUUCCUGCUCAACUUGUGGCGAGAACUUCACGAGUGCUUGGUAUUUGAAAGUUCAUCGAAGAAGCCAUAAAAAUUAUCACAUACCAUGCGAGUUGUGUGGUAAAAUGUUCAGUCACGUGACAAAUUUAAACAAACACAUGAGAUACAUACACCAGGGUGCAAUUAUUGCGCAAAAAGAAAAAGACAAAUCAAAAGAAACGUCAGAUGCUGAUCAAGCUGCGCAUGUAAAUGGUGAGGAUCUUACUUGUGAAAUAUGUAAUAAGACAUUGGCGAAUGCGAAUUCGUUGGCAGUACAUAGGCAGCUUCAUUAUGGAUUAAAGCCUUUCAAAUGUGAGUUUUGUGACACCAGAUUUACGCAGAAAUGCAACAUGAAAAGACAUUUGGGUACUUGCAAGAUAGCAAAACAGUUUGCCCAGAACUCAAACAAGUUGGAAACACCGUCGAGCGAAGACAAUUUGUCUCAAACUCUAGGAACUACUGUUACUAUGGUUUAAUGUUGCUGAUGUUCUCUUAUUUAUUCUAUUUUGAGGAUACGGCUGGUUUUGUAAUAAAAUUUAAAUGAUUCGUCAUGAGAACAGAGCUCAAAAUAUCAAAGCAAGAAAUUUUUGUUAUAAAA